ACGAGCUUGACAUCGAUCCUGACUAUUUGUUUCGUGUCUACGACAGUCGGUAAGCCGCGAAUUGAAAAUGGAAAAGAAAAGUGCACUUUGCCAAUUUUCGACGAGGUCAAAUAUAACAUGCUUCCUCAUUCUUGGUAUCACAUCCUGAACACAAACGAUCCCGUUGAACACCACGUCCCAUGUUAUGCAUUCCUAUUCUUCCACGAUUCUCACGACGACGGUUCCUACGGAGAAUUUCAAGAUAUUUCCUCGGCAGAAAAGGGUGCAAUAAGAUUUAAUGGGGUAAUACCAGUUCAUUGGUAUCAUAACGGAAGCUCUAUCAUUAGAUUCGACGAAAAGUUUGAAUACUUGUGGUUGAAUGAAGCAAAAUAUAACGGAGCCGGAGAUAACGCAUUUGCAGAAAUUAAAAACUUUUACGAUCGACCCAUGAGUUGUUUUACAGAUUAUGAGCGUUAUUUUAUGUGCUUGCAAUGCAACCACUUAGGUAAACGUUACAUAUGGAUCCACAGCCGCAAUCCGCAUCCCAGCGCACAAGAUAUUUUACGAGCUCGAAAUAAGCUUGUUGAAAUUGGCGACGGCUGGAGCUCAGUUCCACUGCACUUAUCCGACUGCCGUAAUUUUGACGAACCAGAAAAAUUUUCCUAUUAA
Molecule: messenger RNA, 648 nt
Organism: Styela clava
Lineage: Eukaryota; Metazoa; Chordata; Ascidiacea; Stolidobranchia; Styelidae
Source: RefSeq, a predicted model, not a curated record